Oldenlandia corymbosa var. corymbosa is the source of this 3546-nucleotide messenger RNA. The record is from the annotation of a GenBank genome assembly. Lineage: Eukaryota; Viridiplantae; Streptophyta; Magnoliopsida; Gentianales; Rubiaceae.
AAAUGGAUUUACAAGGUAAUCAUCCAGAAAAAGACAGGUUUAUUGCUGAAAUCAUUUGUAAAGUUGAAGUGGGAUUUUAAGAUUGUUGCUGCUUAUGUCAAAAGUGAUUAGUUAAUAACUGCCAUUUUGCUUAAGUGUUCCAUUUAAAGUAAAAAAAAAAAAAAAAGGCGUAAUUAGCUAAUUAACAGACAAUGAAGUUCCUUCUAGAUCCUGAAAGUGCGACAUUACAGCAGGGAUUUGCAAUAAGAUGCAGAUGUCAAGAUAUCAGCCAUGUAUGAAGACACACAAAGAUCUAAUCAUGUUUGUAGUUAAUUGGCGAAUCAAUGUAUAAAUGGCUGAAACUCAAACAAAUGCAAUGAAAUAUUCUCUGUUGUUCUGGGAAUGCAAUGGUUGAAUUGGAGUGAGUCAAUAUAAUCAUGAAGAUUUUGACAGAAAGAGGAGGCAAAACCUGCAGCCCAAGCUAUUAGUCAUUGCAAAAGCAGAUAUCUUCAACUGCAUGCCAAUGCUGUAAUAACAAGUGUUCUUCUGUUUCUGAAUUAAUCCACACUUCAUCAACAGCUCAAUAGCACAACGAUUUUUCCACUAAUGAUCUGCUAUAAUUGGCAAAUGUGGCAUAAUGAUUUUGCUCUAAUUGAGCCACAUUAUCAAAUCAUGAUCUAACAAGACUGCAAAAUAUCUCUCUACAUUCCUUCAUGCUGAAAAAGCUGCUGGUCCAUAACUCACUGUCGAAGCUUCAUGUAGCUUUAAUUCCAUCUCUCUGUCUCUCUCUCUCUCUUUUUUAGUUUGUUAUGAGAGAAACCACCAUGCUUCUUCUUUAGCCUAUAUAAUCUUUGCAUUCACCUUGCUCAUUGCUCUAUCUUAAUGCUCUUAGCAAAAGAGCAAGAGAAGGAGGUUGUAUUUCCUUCUCUUUUCUUGUUCAUAGUUCCUUCUUCUUAUUCUUAUUGUUUUUCAGUGUAAGAAAAACUUUCAUCAACUCUAUCAAAACCAUUGUCUGAUUCUUGGCACCGGGAAAGAAACACAAUGGCGUUCGGCUUGUCCCUUAUGACGCCAAUCUUUGUAGUUUUGUUUGUUGUUGCUUCAGCAGAAGCUGAUGUUUAUGUGGUGCAUAUGGAUAAGGCCAAGAUGAAAACCUUAGAUGCUUCUCUUGGAGCUACCAAAAGAUGGUAUGAUGCGGUGAUCGAAUUCAUUGCAGAAUCCUCACCUUCUAUACAUGAGGAAGAAGAACAACAACAGCAAAGAUCAUCUCCUGAUCUUCUAUAUGUUUAUGAAACUGCUAUUUCUGGUUUUGCCGCGGUGCUCUCCACAAAUCAACUCGAAUCACUUAAAAGGAUGGAUGGUUUUCUUAGUGCCGCAAAAGAUGAAUUACUAAGCCUCCAUACAACUCAUACACCUCAAUUUCUUGGCCUUAAAAUUGGUCAUGGACUUUGGAGCGCUCCAAAUUUGGCCUCUGAUGUGAUUAUAGGUGUCGUAGACACUGGAAUAUGGCCUGAACACAUCAGUUUCCGUGAUUCAGGCCUCCCCUCAGUCCCCUCAAGGUGGAAAGGCACGUGUGAAGCUGGUACAAAGUUUUAUACAUCAAACUGCAACAAGAAGUUAAUUGGUGCUAGAGUUUUCUUCAAAGGUUAUGAAGCUAUAGCCGGAAGAAUCAAUGAAACAGUAGAUUACAGAUCACCGCGAGACUCAGAAGGACAUGGCACACACACGGCUUCAACUGCAGCUGGAAAUAUUGUUAAAAAUGCUAACUUUCUUGGUUUGGCGAAAGGCGCGGCGAGUGGCAUGAGGUUCACAUCAAGGAUUGCUGCUUACAAAACUUGUUAUGCCCUUGGCUGCGCAAGUUCUGAUAUUUUAGCUGCCAUUGAUCAAGCCGUCAUCGAUGGAGUUGACAUCUUGUCAUUGUCUUUAGGUGGCUUUUCGCGGCCGUAUUACAGUGACAACAUGGCUAUUGCAUCAUUCGGUGCGACAGCAAAUGGAGUCUUUGUUUCAAGUUCCGCAGGCAAUUCAGGCCCUACCAGCUCAACGGUUGGCAAUACUGCGCCGUGGAUGAUGACAGUUGCCGCAAGCUACAUUGAUCGCAGUUUUCCGAGCAGAGUGAAACUAGGAAAUGGUAAAGUCUUCAAUGGAGCAUCACUGUAUUAUGGAAAACCUAUCAAGCAAUUGCCACUCGUAUACAGCGAUACUGCAGGCGGGCUGGGAGCUCAAUAUUGCAUCACUGGCUCACUCUCUCCAAAACUGGUGAAGGGGAAGAUUGUCGUUUGUGAUAGAGGAAUAAACAGCAGAGUUGGAAAAGGAGAGCAAGUGAAAUUAGCAGGCGGAGCUGGAAUGAUUCUGCUCAAUACUCCAACUGAAGGAGAAGAACUCUUUGCUGAUCCACAUAUCCUGCCAGCAUUGAUGUUGGGAGCUCAAGCUGCCACUUACAUCAAAUCAUACUUAAACACAACAACAAAAGCAACAGCUUCACUUGAGUUUUUAGGAACAUCAUACAAUAAUCCUGCGCCGGUUAUGGCUGCAUUUUCUUCCAGGGGACCUAGUUUAGUUGGACCUGACAUUCUAAAGCCAGAUGUUACCGCACCAGGUGUAAACAUACUGGCGGCUUGGCCACCGAAUGUGAGUCCAACUAGGCUCAAGAGUGACAAAAGAAGUGUCCUUUUCAACAUUGUUUCGGGCACUUCAAUGUCUUGCCCUCAUGUUAGCGGCAUCGCUGCGCUUCUGAAGUCAGAUCACAAAGAUUGGUCCCCUGCAGCCAUUAAGUCUGCUCUAAUGACAACUGCUUAUACUGUUGAUAGCACAGGAAAUCCGAUUGGCGACGCGGUUUCAGGAAACAACUCCAAGUUCGCCACUCAUUUCGCAUAUGGUUCAGGCCACAUUGAUCCUGAAAGUGCUGCAAAUCCUGGACUUAUAUAUGACAUUACCACUGAAGAUUACCUCACUUAUCUCUGCAGCAUAAACUACAACUCUUCUCAAAUUGCUAUAUUCGCAUCAAUCUCCAAUAACAAUUUCACUUGUCCUGAUGAUUCAGCUCCCCAGCCUGGUGAUCUGAACUACCCUUCUUUUGCAGUGAUUUUCAGGAAUGAUUCACAGAGUCCCACUGUCACAUACAAAAGAACAGUGACAAAUGUAGGGAUCCCUAAGAGUGUCUUUUUCGCACAUGUCAGUGAGCCUGAUGGGGUGUCAGUAACAGUUGAGCCUGAUGUUCUUGAAUUUCAAGAAAUUGGGCAGAAACUAAGUUAUAAAGUGAGCUUCACCAAACAGGAAGAUAGAAAUGCACCAAAUGAUCACUCAUUUGGAUCUCUUCUUUGGAUAUCAUUUCAUCACAGUGUAACUAGUCCAAUUGCUGUCACCUGGAAGUAAUAAAGGAAAAAAAAAAAUAUGCCAAAAGAGUUUAACUUGGCUGGAAGGAUUUUUCACGAAUACUUCAAUUUCAAAAUUGUAGAAUCAUGAAAAAUUGAAAAGGGUUCAGUAAUGUUACUGAAUUUGUUCUUUGACAAAUUUUGUCACAGUAUUUGCUUAGUUUUUUUCUUUUCUUUUUUUCUUUUUCCAUACAAAUGU